CACGUAUUCAUUCUUGCAGGCACCGUGGUUGACGAAAGACCUGUUUGCUUUACCACUGAUUACUGUGAUCUCGCUUGGGGAUUUGUUGUUAUUGUCACAUCUAUCGAUAAAGAAAAAAAAGUAUUUUGCGUCGUGAUUCGUGUGUUGGGCGGUUCAGCAAUUCGAGAUCGACCGGUUAUCGUGUAACAGUUUCACUGACCACGUAGCAAGUGCCUCGACCGCACGAUGGCUGGCCCCAACCCGUUCCAAAACCUACGAAAGGAGCUCAAUGUAAAUGGAGAAACGUUCCACUAUUUCGAUAUCGCUUCCUUCGAGGAGUUCAAGGAACUCCCGUACAGCAUUCGCGUGCUUCUGGAGUCGGCCGUCCGCAACUGCGACAACUUUCACGUUCUGGAGAAAGACGUACGGGGCAUUUUGAGCUGGAAGGCUACAAAGAGCGUUAAGAGUGAUGCCGAGUUGGAGAUUCCGUUCAAGCCGGCCCGUGUUAUUUUACAGGAUUUCACCGGUGUUCCUGCGGUGGUUGAUUUCGCUGCAAUGCGUGAUGCCGUGCUCAGACUGGGUGGUGAUCCGGACAAGAUUAAUCCGAUUUGUCCGUCGGAUCUUGUGAUCGAUCAUUCGGUGCAGGUGGAUUUCGCCCGCACUCCCGAUGCGUUGACCAAGAAUCAGGAUUUGGAGUUCGAACGGAACAAGGAACGUUUUACCUUCUUGAAGUGGGGAGCGAAGGCAUUUAACAACAUGAUGAUUAUUCCACCGGGGUCUGGCAUUGUGCAUCAAGUUAAUCUGGAGUAUUUGGCCCGUGUGGUGUUCCAGGAUGAUUCCAAAUCUAAGGAUGGAAUUAAAAUGUUGUAUCCUGAUAGUGUGGUCGGAACUGAUUCGCACACGACUAUGAUCAACGGGUUGGGAGUUGUUGGCUGGGGUGUUGGUGGUAUCGAGGCUGAGGCUGUCAUGCUAGGACAGGCCAUCUCCAUGCUGCUACCGGAAGUUAUCGGUUACAAACUGGUUGGAAAGCUAAGUUCUCUGGCCACUUCAACCGAUCUUGUGUUGACCAUCACCAAACACUUGCGACAGAUUGGCGUCGUUGGUAAGUUCGUUGAAUUCUUCGGACCUGGUGUCAGCGAGUUAUCGAUUGCUGAUCGGGCCACCAUCAGUAACAUGUGUCCAGAAUACGGUGCUACGGUUGGAUUUUUCCCGAUCGAUCAGAACACUUUGGGUUACCUGAGACAGACGAACCGUGCCGAAGACAAAGUUCAAGUGAUCGAAGCCUACCUGAAGGCUACAAAACAGUUACGUGAUUUCAACGACGCUUCGGAAGAUCCAGUUUACACGCAGAUUGUGGAACUUGACUUGAGCACUGUUGUCACUUCUGUUUCCGGCCCGAAACGUCCUCAUGAUCGCGUGUCGGUUUGUGACAUGCAGAAGGACUUCCGGGAUUGUCUAAUUAACAAAGUAGGUUUCAAAGGAUUUGCCGUCCCGGAGGCCGAACUCAGCACUGAAGCCAGCUUCAGUUGGGCCGAUGGAGAGACAUACACUCUGCGACAUGGUUCGGUCGUAAUAGCCGCGAUUACAUCUUGUACGAACACGAGCAACCCAUCAGUGAUGCUGGGAGCUGGUCUGAUGGCUAAAAAAGCAGUCGAAGCUGGUUUGAAGGUUGCGCCGUAUAUCAAAACAUCGCUCUCCCCCGGAAGCGGCGUCGUGACAUAUUAUCUGCAGGAAUCCGGAGUUAUUCCAGCGCUCGAGCAGCUCGGCUUCAACAUUGUAGGUUAUGGUUGUAUGACUUGCAUUGGCAAUUCCGGCCCGUUGGACGAUAACAUCGCUAACACCAUCGAGAAGAAUAAUCUGGUAUGUUGUGGCGUUCUUUCUGGAAAUCGGAACUUUGAAGGACGCAUUCAUCCGAAUACUCGCGCCAACUAUUUGGCCAGUCCACUUCUCGUUAUUGCUUACGCACUGGCAGGAACCGUUGAUAUCGAUUUCGAGAAAGAACCAAUCGGCACGGAUGCCAAUGGUGGAAAGGUGUUCCUUAGAGAUAUCUGGCCAUCGCGUUCGGAAAUUCAAGCCGUCGAGAAGAAGCAUGUUAUUCCGGCGAUGUUCCGUGAUGUUUACGCCAAAGUUGAACUUGGAUCGCCUUCCUGGCAAGGCCUAAAUGCUCCCACUGGAAAGCUCUACCCGUGGGACGAGAUUUCCACCUACAUUAAACAUCCGCCAUUCUUCGAAAAAAUGUUCCGAGAGCUACCGAAGAUCGAGAACAUCGUCAACGCACGUGCUCUGCUUUUCCUGGGCGAUUCAGUGACCACCGACCAUAUUUCUCCGGCCGGUUCGAUCGCUCGUAACAGCCCAGCAGCUCGCUAUCUGUCCUCCCGGGGAUUGGUCCCCCGUGAAUUCAACUCGUACGGUUCGCGCCGAGGAAACGAUGCGGUGAUGGCUCGCGGUACGUUCGCUAACAUUCGCUUGGUGAACAAGUUGGUUCCGAGCCCCGGGCCACGCACUUUGCACAUUCCAAGCGGGGAAGAGAUGGAUAUCUUCGAUUGUGCCGAACGGUACACCGAGGAGGGAACGCCACUGAUUGUGAUCGUCGGCAAGGACUACGGCAGUGGCUCCAGUCGUGAUUGGGCCGCAAAGGGACCAUUCCUGCUUGGUGUGAAAGCUGUUAUUGCCGAGUCGUACGAACGGAUACAUCGAUCGAACCUGGUCGGGAUGGGAAUUGCACCUUUGCAGUACAUGGAGGGUCAAAAUGCCGAAACGAUUGGUCUAACAGGGAAGGACUUGUUUAGUAUUGGUCUGCUGGAUGAAAAGAUUAUCGUUAAGACAGAUACUGGCAUCAGUUUUCAGGUGAUUUCGCGUUUCGACACCGAGGUGGAUUGGGAGUAUUUCCGCAAUGGAGGAAUUUUAAAUUACAUGAUAAGGAAGAUGAUUUCCUAAAACCGAGGGUACGCGUAUUCUUGGGAACAUCUUUUUUGAUAAUCUUUUUGGAACAGGUGGAGUGUUUGUCAUACAUGUACUGAUAUGACCAGUGUUAUUUAAAAAUUGAAUAAUAAAUGUUUUCGGUACA
Messenger RNA from Toxorhynchites rutilus septentrionalis, 3046 nucleotides. RefSeq names its product cytoplasmic aconitate hydratase-like. Gene Ontology annotation, molecular function: aconitate hydratase activity; 4 iron, 4 sulfur cluster binding. The record is from RefSeq and is a predicted model, not a curated record. Bases 226 to 2916 code for a protein of 896 amino acids. The transcript is spliced from 3 exons. NCBI's taxonomy places the organism in Eukaryota, Metazoa, Arthropoda, Insecta, Diptera, Culicidae. Gene Ontology annotation, cellular component: mitochondrion; cytosol. Gene Ontology annotation, biological process: tricarboxylic acid cycle; citrate metabolic process.